Molecule: messenger RNA, 471 nt
Organism: Aureobasidium vineae
Lineage: Eukaryota; Fungi; Ascomycota; Dothideomycetes; Dothideales; Saccotheciaceae
Source: the annotation of a GenBank genome assembly
AUGGAGGUAUACAGAGUUAUGGGCGGUAUCCUCAGCUUGAAGAACAUCCAAACAUUCAUCGUCAUCCAUCUCAUUGCAAAGAUUGGUUUCCAGGCAAACGACGCCGUCACCAAUCUCAAGCUUCUCGAGAAGGGCUUCAGCCAGGAAGAUCUUGCUCUUACCGUUCUGAUCGAUUUCCCCUUCGAGAUCUCGCUGGGUUACUAUGCUGGCAAGUGGAGUGAGCAGUAUGCUCCCAUGCGACUUUGGUGUUGGGCUUUCGUAGGCAGACUUGUCGCUGCUGCCUUUGCUCAAUUUACUGUCAUGAUGUUCCCCAGCGGCGGAACUAACCUCCCAUACCUCUGUGUCGUCAUUGUCGAGCACGUCUUCAGUACCUUCAUGAGCACCGUCAUGUUCGUCGCCGUCAGCGCUUUCCACGCAAAGAUUGCUGACCCUCAUAUCGGCGGUACCUACAUGACUCUUCUCGCCACGUAA